Messenger RNA from Malania oleifera, 3224 nucleotides. Its product is annotated as putative beta-D-xylosidase. Gene Ontology annotation, biological process: arabinan catabolic process; xylan catabolic process. The record is from RefSeq and is a predicted model, not a curated record. Gene Ontology annotation, molecular function: xylan 1,4-beta-xylosidase activity; alpha-L-arabinofuranosidase activity. Gene Ontology annotation, cellular component: plant-type cell wall. Lineage: Eukaryota; Viridiplantae; Streptophyta; Magnoliopsida; Santalales; Ximeniaceae. The transcript has 7 exons. Bases 481 to 2817 code for a protein of 778 amino acids.
UAACUUUUUUUUCCCCUGAGAGCCAGAGUUUGUUUACCGGUUUAAAACAUUAAUACUUAAUUAAGCGCUGCCUAUACCUUUUGUUUUACAUUAUAUAUUUACAGGGAAGAGAUUCUCUGAUCCGUGAGUCCCCACACAAAUUUCCGUCCCUUAUUCUUUAUACACGCACAUGCGUGUUAAACUCACUCUCCUUCCUCCAUCCCCUCAACUACCUCAACCUCUUUCUCUCUUUCUCUCUCAGAGCACAGCGGCCAUUUAUCUCCAGUACUACAGUACCACGUACUGAUCCAUCCAUUCUCCCCCUUUUAAUCACAACUGACGUGGAUUAAUUCCCAAUCUUAUUCAUCAUCGUGUUCAUGACCAUGAACUUCAUCCUCAUGCUGAUCACAUAUAUAUAUACCCUCCCCCUCCUCUCAUUCCCGCUCACCGCUUCCCACCCACAAAUCCCCGUCCCUUACCUUCCUCCACCUGUUGGACGAAAUGCCUUUGUCACACUACUCUUCCAAUUCUUCUUUCUUCUUCGUCUUCUUCUUCUUCUUCUUCAUUUUCUUGUUCAGUUGCGGGGAUGCCCGGGGGCCCUUCGCCUGCGACCCUGCAAACGGGCUGACCAGGAGCUUGGGGUUCUGCAGGGUCAACCUCUCUAUACAGCAGAGGGUGAGGGACCUCAUCGCACGCCUCACGCUGCAGGAGAAGAUCCUGCUGCUCGUCGACAACGCCGCCGCCGUCCCCCGCCUCGGCAUCCAGAGCUACGAGUGGUGGUCGGAGGCCCUCCACGGUGUCUCCGAUCUUGGCCCCGGCGUCAAGUUCGGCGGCGCCUUCCCAGGUGCUACCAGCUUCCCCCAAGUCAUCACCACGGCUGCCUCCUUCAACGCCUCCCUGUGGCGCCAGAUUGGACAGGUUGUAUCAGAUGAAGCAAGGGCGAUGUACAACGGAGGAACGGCAGGGCUGACAUACUGGAGCCCAAACGUCAACGUAUUGAGAGAUCCCAGAUGGGGCCGAGCGCAGGAGACUCCCGGCGAAGACCCCGCCGUUGUCGCUAGGUAUGCCGUUAACUAUGUAAAGGGACUUCAGAGCAUGGCCGGCGGCAACCGCCUUAAGGUCGCUGCUUGUUGCAAGCACUACACUGCUUAUGAUCUUGAUAAUUGGAAAGGGGUAGAUCGCUACCACUUCAAUGCGCUGGUAAGUGAGCAGGAUCUGGAAGAAACUUUUAAUGUACCGUUUAAGGCAUGCGUGAUGGAAGGCCAAGUUGCUAGUGUCAUGUGUUCCUACAACCAGGUUAACGGGAGACCCACCUGUGCUGAUCCCAACUUCCGCAAUAUAGUUCGUGGCCAAUGGCAUCUUAAUGGGUACAUUGUGUCUGAUUGUGACUCUGUAGAAAGAUUAUACAAUGACCAACACUAUACGAAAACUCCCGAAGAUGCAGCUGCUCAAUCCAUUAGAGCAGGGUUGGAUUUGAACUGUGGGACUUUCCUAGCACUCCACACCGCGGGAGCCGUGCAGAAAGGCAAGUUGAGUGAGGCGGAUGUAAACUGGGCCUUAACUAAUACACUUACAGUCCAAAUGAGGUUGGGCAUGUUUGAUGGUGAUCCAGCCGCGCACGCAUUUGGGAACUUGGGCCCGAGAGACGUGUGCACUCAGGCCCACCAAAGCCUUGCCCUUGAGGCUGCCCACCAAGGCAUUGUUCUACUACAGAAUCGAGGAAACUCGUUGCCUUUGUCAACUUCGCGUCAUCGAAUUGUAGCGGUCAUUGGGCCUAAUUCCGAUGCUACACUUACUAUGAUUGGAAACUAUCACGGUGCACCAUGCUUGUUUACAUCUCCUCUACAAGGGAUUAGCAAGUAUGCUAAGACCAUUCAUCAACUUGGAUGCUUAGACGGCGUGGCUUGCAAUAACAACCAGUUGUUUGCUAGAGCAGAGGUUGCGGCCCGCCGUGCUGAUGCCACCAUCUUAGUGAUGGGCUUGGACCAGUCUAUUGAAGCAGAAUAUCUAGAUAGAGCUGGGCUCCUCUUGCCUGGACUCCAACAGGAGCUCAUAUUAAGAGCUGCCCAGGCCUCGAAAGGCCCAACCAUUUUGGUCUUGAUGUCUGGUGGGCCUGUUGAUAUCUCGUUUGCUAAGAAUGAUCCUCGUAUCGCUGCAAUCGUAUGGGCUGGAUAUCCAGGUCAAGCGGGGGGGCAAGCUAUUGCAGAUGUUUUGUUUGGAACAGCUAAUCCAGGAGGAAAGCUACCUAUGACGUGGUAUCCAAACAGAUACUUGUCGAAGGUGCCAAUGACCAAUAUGGCCUUGCGGUCCAACCCAUUGACGGGUUACCCAGGUCGAACCUAUCGAUUCUACAAUGGCCCUGUAGUGUUUCCCUUCGGGUUUGGGUUAAGCUACACCAAAUUCGUCAACACAAUGGUUGAAGCCCCAACAACCGUUUCAGUACCUGUAUCUAGCCUUCAUGCCUUGAAAAACUCAACCCAAUGGAGCAACACCAUUCGGGUCACCCACACCAAUUGUGACAAACUCUCAUUAGGUGUACAUGUGGAUGUACAAAACAUAGGCUCCAUAGAUGGACCGCACACUAUUCUUCUGUUCUCUAAAUCGCCAAAGGGAAAGCGAGCUCCAAUCAAGCAAUUGGUGGGUUUUGAGAAGGUCCAUGUGGUGGCUGGGUCUCGAGAACGGGUCAAGAUUGCUGUUGAUGUGUGCAAACACCUUACUGUUGUGGAUGAAGAUGGAAUUCGAAGGAUUCCAAUGGGCAAACAUACCCUUCACCUCGACGAUCUUAAGCAUUCCAUUUCUCUCCAAGCAAGUUUGGAUGGAGAGAGAAUUAAACCUUAAUGGGAGUUGGAAUAACCCAAAAUGGUUUUCCUUUUCCCUUAUCACCGAAUAAAUCCCAAAUGAGGAUAUCCAUUGCUCGUCCUACAAGAAACUCGGGCAUGGUUAUUUACUCAGUGAAUAGAAAAUUGGCAAAAAGGUAGGCCAUAGGAAAUUGAGAAAACCUUACAUCAUAUUUUAUCUUUUAAAGUCUUAAAAGAAAAAAUGAAUAGAAAAGUUGGCAAAAGAGCAAGCCCUGAGAAAUUAAGAAAAUCCUGUACAUUUAUUUGAUCUUUAAAAUGUUCAAAAGAAGAAUGGAAAUGUAAAAAAUAAAAAUAAAAAUAAAUACUUAUUUUUCUAAUGUAUGGUUGUAAUUUGUGAUUUCAAAUCACAAUAUUGACAAGGAAUGGAAGUAUUUAAGUUUGAAUGGA